CCAUGGCUUCCGCGGAGUCCCGGCGGAUGGGGAAUGGCGGCAGUGUCGGAGGCGCCUUCCAGCUCUACCUGGACUCCUUGCGGCAGGAACUGCGGCAGAGGGACCCGACGCUGCUGUCAGUCGUGGUGGCGCUCGUCGCGGUGCUGCUGACGCUGGUGUUCUGGAAGUUCAUCCGGAGCAGAAGGAGCAGUCAAAGAGCUGUUCUUCUUGUUGGCCUUUGUGACUCCGGGAAAACAUUGCUUUUUGUCAGAUUGUUAACAGGCCUUUACAGAGACACUCAGACUUCCAUCACUGACAGCUCUGCUGUCUACAGAGUCAACAGUAACAGGGGCACUAGCCUGACCUUGAUUGACCUCCCUGGCCAUGAGAGCUUGAGACUUCAGUUCUUAGAGCAGUUUAAGGCUUCAGCCAGGGCUAUUGUGUUUGUUGUGGAUAGUGCAGCCUUCCAGCGAGAGGUGAAAGAUGUGGCAGAGUUUCUGUAUCAAGUCCUCCUUGACAGUAUUGGUCUGAAGAACACACCGUCAUUCUUAAUCGCUUGCAAUAAGCAAGACAUUACAAUGGCAAAAUCAGCAAAGUUAAUUCAGCAGCAGCUUGAAAAAGAAAUCAAUACUUUACGAGUCACCCGUUCUGCUGCCCCCAGCAUACUGGACAGUUCUAGCACUGCCACUGCUCAGCUGGGAAAGAAAGGCAAAGAAUUUGAAUUCUCACAGUUGCCCCUCAAAGUGGAGUUCCUGGAGUGCAGUGCCAAGGGCGGAAGAGGGGACGCUGGCUCUGCUGACAUCCAGGACUUGGAGAAGUGGCUGGCUAAAAUCGCCUGAGGGCCAGAUCCAAACACAAGGCGCAAUUGUGUAUGUGUGUGACUGCCAGUUUUGGAAAAGGAUGUGGUGGUCUGGAGUUGAUAAAGAAGGGGUACAAAUAUAGUUAGGAACUUUUCCUUGUUCUGGAAACAAAUUAUUGUUGAAACCA
Lipotes vexillifer (Yangtze River dolphin) is the source of this 966-nucleotide messenger RNA. It is a transcript of the gene SRPRB, whose product is annotated as SRP receptor subunit beta. Gene Ontology annotation, biological process: protein localization to Golgi apparatus; Golgi to plasma membrane protein transport; intracellular protein transport. The transcript is spliced from 7 exons. Gene Ontology annotation, cellular component: Golgi apparatus. Bases 3 to 818 code for a protein of 271 amino acids. The record is from RefSeq and is a predicted model, not a curated record. Lineage: Eukaryota; Metazoa; Chordata; Mammalia; Artiodactyla; Lipotidae. Gene Ontology annotation, molecular function: GTPase activity; GTP binding.